Messenger RNA from Jatropha curcas, 1032 nucleotides. RefSeq names its product strigolactone esterase D14. NCBI's taxonomy places the organism in Eukaryota, Viridiplantae, Streptophyta, Magnoliopsida, Malpighiales, Euphorbiaceae. The record is from RefSeq and is a predicted model, not a curated record.
UAAAUACAGCCAAAGAUGAAACUAAGCGACAUUACUGUUUCAACUGUGAGGAGUCCAGACAUGGAAAUGUUAUAUGACCAUAAAGCAAGAAGUAUUGUUGAAGCUCUAAAUGCAAAGGUAUAUGGAAAUGGCACUGAAACUCUGGUUCUUGCUCAUGGGUUUGGUUCAGACCAAAAUGUUUGGCUGUUUCUUAUGCCCUAUCUUGCAUGCUACUUCAAGAUUGUGGUUUUUGACUUGGUUUUUUCACCAAAUGUCAAUCCAAAUCUUUAUGAUCCAAACAAGUACUCUAAUUUUGAAGGGUAUGCAAACGAUUUGGUUACCCUUCUUGAUGUGCUCAAUGUGAACCAGAGCACUUAUAUAGGUCAUUCUAUGUCAGCCAUGAUUGGAUGCUUAGCUUCAAUAAAGAGGCCAGAGCUCUUCCACCACCUUGUUUUGCUUAGUGGCUCUCCAAGGUACCUGAAUGCUGAAGGAUAUGAUGGGGGCUUUGAGAGAUCAGAAAUCAACACAACAUUAAGAAACAUCAACCAAAAUUUUUCAAGUUGGGUUGAAAAUUUUGCUCCAAUGGCUGUUGGUGUGAAGAACAAGAAAGCUAUAUCAUUGUUUGAAAAUAGCUUGAGGAGAAUGAAUCCCAAAAUAGCAUUUAGUACUGCUAAAACAGUGUUCUUAAGUGACCUAAGAAAGAUUUUGCCACAAGUGAAAGUGCCUUGCACCAUAAUCCAGUCCAAGAAAGACAUUGUUGUUCCACAAUCUGUUUCCUAUUUUAUGAAGAGAAAUCUCGGUGGUAAAGCUAGGGUUAAAAUACUAAAAGCACAAGGCCAUUUUCCUCAUCUUACUGCUUAUCCUUUGCUUUUGAAGGUUCUGAAGAGGGUUCAUGUCAUUAAGUAGCUUGGUGUGACAUUUGAAUUGUAAACUGUACCUUUUAGGACCAAGUUAAUAAUUUGCUUUUGUGCAAAAGCUUCAUAUAAAAAUUGUUGUCUUAAGUUUGUAAUUGGUAAAUCAAUUAUUAACUGUUCCCUUUUAUUUUCUGAUUUC